Gadus macrocephalus (Pacific cod) is the source of this 12105-nucleotide messenger RNA. Its product is annotated as low-density lipoprotein receptor-related protein 1-like. The record is from RefSeq and is a predicted model, not a curated record. Gene Ontology annotation, molecular function: calcium ion binding; protein binding. NCBI's taxonomy places the organism in Eukaryota, Metazoa, Chordata, Actinopteri, Gadiformes, Gadidae.
UGUGCAUGUGUGUGCAUGCGUGUGUGUGUGUGUGUGUGUGUGUGUGUGUGCGUGCGUGCACCCCCAGGUCCUCACAUCCGGGCGUCCCAGUGCCCCCCCAACGAGUACCAGUGCGGGGGGACGGAGCUCUGCAUCCACAUGAGCCGGCUCUGCAACGGGGUCCCGGACUGCACCGACGGCUGGGACGAGGGCCCCCACUGCAGAGAGUACGCCUCUAACUGCACCCAGUCUUCGUGUCAGGACGGCUGUGCAGUGACGCCCUCCGGGGGGGCCUGCUACUGUCACAGCGGCUACCAGAUCAACCAGGACGGGACCACCUGCAGAGACUUCGAUGAGUGCGGUGUGUACGGGACCUGCAGCCAGUCCUGCACCAACACCAACGGGUCGUACGCCUGCUCCUGCGUGGAGGGCUACCUCCCCCAGCCCGACAACCGCUCCUGCAAGGCCAAGAACGUGCCCGUGGACCGCCUGCCCGUCCUGUUGAUCGCCAACUCCCAGAACAUCCAGGCCACCUCGCUGAGCGGCAUCACCGUCCACAGCCUGCUGUCCGCCAGCACCAAGCAGACCACCGCCAUGGACUUCCUGUACGCGCAGGAAACGGUCUGCUGGAUCCACGUGGGCGAGGCCCCGGCGCCCACGCACCUGCUGUGUGCCAAGAUCACCAACCUGAAGAGCUUCACCGAGGAGAGGGUGAUCAACGUCUAUAUCAGCCUACAGCGUGAGGACACCGUCCUCAAAGAGGGGAUCCACACGGUGGAGGGCAUCGCGGUGGACUGGAUGGCGGACAACCUGUACUGGACGGACGACGGGCCCAAGAAGUCCAUCAGCGUGGCCCGUCUGGAGAAGGCCUCGCAGACCCGCAAGACCCUGGUGGAGGGCAAGAUGACCCACCCCCGCGCCAUUGUGGUGGACCCCCUGCACGGGUGGAUGUACUGGACGGACUGGGAGGAGGACCCCAAGGAGAGCAAGCGGGGGAAGAUCGAGAGGGCCUGGAUGGACGGGACGAACCGCGACGUGUUCCUGAGCAGCAAGACGGUGCUGUGGCCCAACGGCCUGAGCCUGGACAUCCCCGCCGGGCUGCUCUACUGGGUGGACGCCUACUACGACCGCAUCGAGAUGGUGCACCUCAACAGCUCAGAGCGCAAGACGGUGUACGAGGGAAAGGAACUGAGCCACGCCUUUGGCCUGUGCCACUACAAGCACUUCCUGUUCUGGAACGAGUACCGCAGCGGCAGCAUCUACCAGCUGGACACCGGCACGGGCGUGGCCACCCUGCUGCGCAACGAGAGGCCGCCCAUCUUCGAGAUCCGCAUGUACGACGCCCAACAGCAGCAAGGUACCAACGCGUGCCGCCCUUACAACGGGGGCUGCAGCAGCCUCUGCCUCUCCAUCCCGGGCGGCCGGUCGUGCGCCUGCGCAGAAGACCAGAUCCUAAACCCUGCGGACAACACCAGCUGUACCGCCAACCCGUCCUACCUGCCACCCCCCCAGUGCCAGCCGGGGGAGUUCGCCUGCAGGAACAACCGCUGCAUCCAGGACCGCUGGAAGUGCGACGGGGACAACGACUGCCUGGACAACAGCGACGAGGCCCUGGAGCUCUGCCACCAGCACACCUGUCCCACCGACCGCUUCAAGUGUCACAACAACCGCUGCAUCCCGCUGCGCUGGCUAUGUGAUGGAGACAACGACUGUGGCAACGACGAGGACGAGUCCAACACCACCUGCUCAGCCCGGACCUGCCCCCCCAACCAGUUCUCGUGUGCCAGUGGCCGCUGCAUCCCCAUCUCCUGGACCUGCGACCUGGACGACGACUGCGGGGACCGAUCGGACGAGCCCGACUCCUGCGCCUACCCCACCUGUUUCCCGCUCACUCAGUUCACCUGCAACAACGGCCGUUGCAUCAACAUCAACUGGAGGUGUGACAACGACAACGACUGCGGGGACAACAGUGACGAGGCGGGCUGCAGCCACUCCUGUUCCAGCGCUCAGUUCAAGUGCAACAGCGGCCGCUGCAUCCCGGACUACUGGACCUGUGACGGAGACAACGACUGCGGAGACUACAGCGACGAGACGCACGCCAACUGCACCAAUCAGGCCACUCGCCCGCCCGGAGGCUGCCACACGGAUGAGUUCCAGUGUCGUCAUGACGGCCUGUGCAUCCCACUGCGCUGGCACUGCGACGGAGACACGGACUGCAUGGACCUGAGCGACGAGAAGCACUGCGAGGGCGUGACCCACAUGUGCGACCCGGCCGUCAAGUUCGGCUGCAAGGACUCAGCUCGCUGCAUCAGCAAGGCCUGGGUGUGCGACGGCGACAGCGACUGCGAGGACAACUCCGACGAGGAGAACUGCGAGGCACUGGUGUGCAAGCUGUCGCACCACGUGUGUGCCAACGACUCCACCAUCUGCCUGCCCUCGGAGAAGCUCUGCGACGGGACGGACGACUGCCCCGAUGGCUCGGACGAGAAGCUCUGCGACUUGUGUUCCCUGGACAACGGCGACUGCAGCCACAACUGCAGCGUGUCCCCCGGGGACGGCGUGGUCUGCACCUGCCCCCUGGGCAUGGAGCUGGGCGCCGACAACAGGACCUGUCAGAUCCAGAGCUUCUGCGCCAAACACCUCAAGUGCAGCCAGCGCUGCGAGCAGGACAAGUUCAGCGUCAAGUGCUCCUGCUACGAGGACUGGGAGCUGGAGCCCGACAUGGAGAACUGCAAGAGCACAGAUCCUUUCAAACCCUUCAUCAUCUUCUCGAACCGCCACGAGAUCCGCCGCAUCGACCUGAACAAGGGAGAGUUCAGCGUGCUGGUGCCGGGCCUCAGGAACACCAUCGCCCUGGACUUCCACCUUGCCCAGAACUCCCUCUACUGGACCGACGUGGUGGAGGACAAGAUCUACCGCGGGAAGCUCUCGGAGAACGGAGCCCUGACCAGCUUCGACGUGGUGAUCCAGUACGGCCUGGCCACGCCCGAGGGGCUGGCGGUGGACUGGAUCGCCGGCAACAUCUACUGGGUGGAGAGCAACCUGGACCAGAUCGAGGUGGCCAAGCUGGACGGCACCAUGAGGACCACCCUGCUGGCCGGGGAGGUGGAGCACCCGCGGGCCAUCGCCCUGGACCCCCGCGACGGGAUCCUGUUCUGGACGGACUGGGACGCCAGCCAGCCCCGCAUCGAGGCGGCCUCCAUGAGCGGAGAGGGCCGGAAGACCAUCCACAAGGAGAGGGGCAGCGGGGGCUGGCCCAACGGGCUCACCGUGGACUACCUGGAGAGACGCAUCCUCUGGAUAGACGCCAGGUCGGACGCCAUCUACUCGGCGCGGUACGACGGCUCGGGUCUGAUCGAGGUGCUGCGGGGCCACGAGUACCUGUCGCACCCCUUCGCCGUCACCAUGUACGGGGGGGAGGUGUACUGGACCGACUGGAGGACCAACACGCUGGCCAAGGCCAACAAGUGGACGGGGGGCAACGUGACGGUGGUGCAGAGGACCAACACCCAGCCCUUUGACCUGCAGGUGUACCACCCCUCUAGACAGCCCCAAGCUCCUAACCCGUGUGCGGCCAACGAGGGCCUGGGCCCGUGCUCCCACCUCUGCCUCAUCAACUACAACCAGACCUUCUCCUGCGCCUGCCCCCACCUCAUGAAGCUGGGGGAGGACCGCCACACCUGCUAUGAGUGGCGUCAGUUCCUGCUGUACGCGCGUCAGAUCGAGAUCCGCGGCGUGGACAUCGACAACCCGUACUACAACUACAUCAUCUCCUUCACGGUGCCCGACAUCGACAACGUGACGGUGGUGGACUACGACGCCCUGGAGCGACGCAUCUACUGGUCCGACGUCCGCACGCAGACCAUCAAGAGGGCCUUCAUCAACGGCACGGGCGUGGAGACGGUGGUGUCAGCGGACCUGCCCAACGCCCACGGGCUGGCGGUGGACUGGGUGUCCCGGAACCUGUUCUGGACCAGCUACGACGCCAACAAGAAGCAGAUCAACGUGGCGCGGCUGGACGGCUCCUUCAAGAACGCCGUCAUCCAGGGCCUGGACCGACCGCACUGCCUGGUGCUGCACCCCACCCUGGGUAAGCUGUACUGGACCGAUGGGGACAACAUCAGCAUGGCGAACACCGACGGCAGCAACCGUAGCGUCCUGUUCACCAAUCAGAAAGGCCCGGUCGGUCUGUCGAUCGACUUCGGCGCGGAGCGGCUGUACUGGAUCAGCUCGGGGAACAGCAGCAUCAGCCGCUGCAGGAUGGACGGCAGUGGGCUGGAGGUCCUGGAAGGGGCCCAGGGCCGCUUGACGAAGGGCACGGCCCUGGCCAUCAUGGGCGAGACCCUGUGGUGGGCGGACCAGGGCACGGACCAGAUGGGGACCUGCGACAAGGCUGAUGGGGGCCACUGGAGGGUCCUGAGGAACAGCACCUCCCCCAUGAUGCACAUGAAGGUCUACAACGAGACGGUGCAGACAGGCACCAAUCGGUGCAGCAUCAACAACGGCGACUGCUCCCAGCUGUGUCUUCCCACGUCCGCCGUCUCCCGCGCCUGCAUGUGCACGGCGGGGUACAGCCUGCGGAGCGGCCAGCAGUCCUGCGAGGGGGUGGGCUCCUUCCUGCUGUACUCGGUCCACGAGGGGAUCCGCGGCAUCCCCCUGGACCCCUCGGACAAGUCGGACGCCCUGGUGCCGGUGUCGGGCACCUCGCUCGCCGUGGGCAUCGACUUCCACGCCGACAACGACACCAUCUACUGGGUGGACAUGGGCCUCAGCACCAUCAGCCGCGCCAAGAGGGACCAGACCUGGAGGGAGGACGUGGUCACCAACGGCAUCGGCCGCGUGGAGGGCAUCGCCGUGGACUGGAUCGCAGGGAACAUCUACUGGACGGACCAGGGCUUCGACGUGAUCGAGGUGGCCCGGCUCAACGGCUCCUUCCGCUACGUGGUCAUCUCCCAGGGCCUGGACAAGCCGCGCGCCAUCACCGUGCACCCGGAGAAAGGCUACCUGUUCUGGACGGAGUGGGGUCAGUACCCCCGUAUCGAGCGGUCCCGUCUGGACGGGACAGAGAGGGCCGUGCUGGUCAACGUGAGCAUCAGCUGGCCCAACGGCAUCUCCAUCGACUACCAGGAGGGCCUGCUGUACUGGUGUGACGCCCGGACAGAUAAGAUCGAGCGCAUCAACCUGGAGACCGGGGAGAACCGGGAGGUGGUGCUGGCCAACAACAACAUGGACAUGUUCUCUGUGUCCGUGUUCCAGAACUACAUCUACUGGAGCGACCGAACACACGCCAACGGCUCUAUAAAGAGAGGGAAUAAGGACAACGCCACAGAGUCCAUGUCUCUGCGGACGGGCAUCGGCGUGCAGCUCAAGGACAUCAAGGUGUUCAACCGCGCCCGGCAGCAAGGGACCAACAUCUGCAAGGACAACAACGGCGGCUGCCAGCAGCUCUGCCUGUUCGCGGGCAACGGCCGGCGGACGUGCGCCUGCGCCCACGGCACGCUGGCGGAGGACGGCCAGCGUUGCCGCGACUACGACGGCUACCUGCUGUACUCGGAGCGCACCAUCCUGAAGAGCGUGCACCUGUCGGACGAGAACAACCUCAACGCGCCCAUCAAGCCCUUCGAGGACCCCGAGCACAUGAAGAACGUCAUCGCUCUCACCUUCGACUUCCGGGGCGGCGGCGGCGGCAAGGGCGCCAACCGCGUCUUCUUCAGCGACAUCCACUUCGGGAACAUCCAGCAGAUGAACGACGACGGCUCCGACCGCAAGACGGUGGUGGAGAACGUGGGUUCAGUGGAGGGCCUUGCGUACCACCGGGGCUGGGACAUGCUGUACUGGACCAGCUACACCACCUCCACCAUCACCCGCCACACUGUGGACCAGGCCCGCUGGGGCGCGGCCAACCGCCACACCGUGGUGUCCAUGUCCGGGGACGACCACCCGAGGGCCUUCGUCCUGGACGAGUGUCAGAGCCUGAUGUUCUGGACCAACUGGAACGAGCUGUCCCCCAGCAUCAUGCGGGCCACGCUGGCGGGGGCCAACGUCCUGGUGAUCAUCGGCAGCGACAUCCGGACGCCCAACGGGCUCGCCAUCGACCACCGCGCCGAGAAGCUCUACUUCUCCGACGCCACGCUGGACAAGAUCGAGCGCUGCGAGUACGACGGCAGCCGGCGAUACGUGGUUCUGAAGAACGAGCCGGUGCACCCCUUCGGCCUGGCCGUGUACGGGGACUACAUCUUCUGGACGGACUGGGUGAGGCGGGCCGUGCUGCGGGCCGACAAGUACACCGGAGGGGACAUGAAGGUGCUGCGGGCCGACAUCCCCCAGCAGCCCAUGGGGAUAGUGGCGGUGGCCAACGGCACCAACAGCUGUGAGUUCUCGUUGUGUCGUGUGAACAACGGCGGCUGCCAGGACCUGUGUCUGCUGACGUCGGAGGGCCGGAUCAACUGCAGUUGCCGUGGCGACAGGAAACUUAUGGAGGACAACACCUGCAUCACGCUCAACACCACCUGUGACCGCAUCGACGACUUUGAGUGCGGCAACGGGGACUGUGUGAACUACACGCAGACCUGCGACGGCAUGGUGCACUGCAAGGACAAGUCUGACGAGAAGCUCUUCUACUGCGCGAACCGCGCGUGUAAGAAGGGGUACAGGAAGUGCACCAACGGUCGCUGCGUGGGACACACCAACUGGUGCAACGGCCGCAACGACUGCGGAGACAACUCGGACGAGGCCUUCUGCAACGCCACGCUGUGUUCGGUGGAGCAGUUCCAGUGUCGUGACGGCGGCUGCAUCUCCAACUCCAGCACGUGCAACCAGAAGGCGGACUGUGACGACGCCAGCGACGAGAUGAACUGCUCGGCCACCGACUGCUCCAGCUACUUCCUGGGGGUGAAGGGGAUGAGCUUCCAGAAGUGUGAGUUCACCACGCUGUGCUGCCCCUCGUGGCAGUGUGACGGCGCCAACGACUGCGGAGACUUCUCCGACGAACGCAACUGCCAGGGCUGUGAUUGGUUCCCCCCAGACAGCAGGAAGGCCAAGUCGCCGGCCACCUUCUUCUUCUGCCCCAGCGGCCGCUGCAUCCCCACCAGCUGGACCUGCGACAAGGACAACGACUGUGAGAACGGGGAGGACGAGCUGAACGGGGAGGACGAGCUCCACUGUGAUAAGUCGUGCUCGGCCUCCCAGUUUGACUGUGGGAACCACCGUUGCAUCCCCCAGCGCUGGGUGUGUGACGGAGCGGACGACUGCGGCGACGGCAGCGAUGAGGACAGCAAGUGCAAGAGCAAGACCUGCGGGCCCGAGUCCUUCCAGUGCCCCGGCUCCCACGUCUGCAUCCCACAGCACUGGAAGUGUGACGGGGCGGACUGCUCCGACAGCGGGGACGAGAGUGUCAAGGCCGGCUGUGGUGAGGAGAGCUCGCGUCGUCAACGUCUGGUCGUUGUUCACAACACGUGCAGCAGCAGCAGUGAGUUCAUGUGUCAGAACCGCCAGUGCAUCCCCAAGCACUACAAGCACUACGUGUGUGACCACGACACCGACUGCAGCGACGGGUCGGACGAGUCCAUGGAGUGCGAGUACCCGACCUGCCGGCCCAGUGAGUUCCGCUGUGCCAACGGCCGCUGCCUGGUGCAGAGCUCCUGGGAGUGCGACGGGGACUUCGACUGUCACGACCGCUCCGACGAGGCCCCCAAGAACCCCCGCUGCAACGGCCCCGAGAAGAAGUGUAACGACACGGCGUACCCGUGCGCUAACGGCGUGUGCGUGGCGGAGGCGGUGCUCUGCGACCACAAGGACGACUGCGGCGACGGCUCCGACGAGCUCAACUGCUUCAUCGACGAGUGCGUGAACAGCCGUCUGAGCGGCUGCUCCCAGCUCUGCCACGACCUCAAGAUAGGCUUCAAGUGCAGGUGCCUCCCCGGCUUCCGGCUGAAGGACGACGGCAAGACGUGCGCGGACGUGGACGAGUGCUCCACCACCUACCCCUGCACCCAGCGCUGCAUCAACACCCACGGCAGCUUCCACUGCCUCUGCGUGGACGGCUUCCAGCUCACCGAGGACCCCACCAUCUGCAAGUCCACCUCGGAGGAGGAGCCCUUCCUGAUCUUCGCCAACCGCUACUUGAGGAAGCUCAACCUGGAUGGCUCCAACUACACCCUGAUCAAACAGGGCCUGAACAACGCCGUGGCGCUGGACUUUGACUACCGCCAGCAGAUGAUCUACUGGACGGACGUCACCACGCAGAGCAGCAUGAUCCGCCGCAUGCACAUCAACGGCAGCGACGUGCAGGUCCUCCACCGCACCUCGCUCAGCAACCCCGACGGGCUGGCCGUGGACUGGGUGGCCGGGAACCUGUACUGGUGCGACAAGGGCCGGGACACCAUCGAGGUGUCCAAGCUGAACGGGGCCUACCGCACCGUGCUGCUCAACAGCGGGCUGAGGGAGCCCCGCGCCAUCGCCGUGGACGUCCGCUACGGGUACCUGUACUGGUCCGACUGGGGGGAGAACCCCCACAUCGGGCGGGUGGGCAUGGACGGCACCAACCGCAGCGUGGUCGUGGAGGACCGCAUCACCUGGCCCAACGGCCUGACGCUGGACCUCAUCAACGACCGCAUCUACUGGGCCGACGCCCGCGAGGACUACAUCCAGUUCGCCAGCAUGGACGGCUCCAACCGACACACGGUUCUGACCCAGGACAUCCCGCACAUCUUCGCCAUGACCCUGUUUGAGGAGUUCAUCUACUGGACGGACUGGGAGACCAAGUCCAUCAACCGAGCCCACACAACCCAGGGCACCAACAAGACCAUGCUGAUCAGCACCCUGCAUCGGCCCAUGGACGUCCACAUCUACCACCCCUACCGCCAGCCCCAAGUGGAUAACCACCCAUGUCAGAGCGAUAACGGCGGCUGCAGUAACCUGUGUCUGCUGUCCCCGGGCGGCGGCUUCAAGUGCGCCUGCCCCACCAACUUCUACCUGGCGGCCGACGGCAGGCACUGCAUGUCCAACUGCACCGCCAGUCAGUUUGUCUGCAAGAACGACAAGUGCAUCCCGUUCUGGUGGAAGUGCGACACGGAGGACGACUGCGGCGACCGCUCGGACGAGCCCGCAGACUGCCCGGAGUUCAAGUGCAGACCGGGACAGUUCCAGUGUGGGACGGACAUCUGCACCAACCCAGCCUACAUCUGUGACGGAGACAACGACUGCCGGGACAACUCUGACGAGGCCAACUGCGACAUCCACGUGUGUCUGCCCAGCCAGUUCAAAUGCACGCACCCCAGCCGCUGCAUCCCCGGGAUCUUCCGCUGCAACGGCCAGGACAACUGUGGGGAAGGGGAGGACGAGAAGGACUGCCCCGAGGUGACCUGCGCCCCCAACCAGUUCCAGUGCUCCAUCACCAAGCGCUGUAUCCCCCGCGUCUGGGUCUGCGACCGCGACAACGACUGUGUGGACGGCUCCGACGAGCCCGCCAACUGCACCCAGAUGUCAUGCGGUGUGGACGAGUUCCGCUGUAAGGACUCCGGUCGCUGCAUCCCGGCACGCUGGAAGUGUGACGGCGAGGACGACUGCGGAGACGCCUCGGACGAACCCAAAGAGGAGUGCGCCGAGCGGACCUGCGAGCCGUACCAGUUCCGCUGCAAGAACAACCGCUGUGUGCCGGGCCGCUGGAAGUGUGACUACGACAACGACUGCGGCGACAACUCCGACGAGGAGCAGUGUGUGCCACGGCCGUGCUCGGAGAGCGAGUUCUCCUGCAGCAACGGCCGCUGCAUCGCCGGCCGCUGGAAGUGCGACGGCGACCACGACUGCGCCGACGGCUCGGACGAGCACAACUGUGUGGUGCGGUGCGACAGCGACCAGUUCCAGUGCCGGAGCGGUCACUGCAUCCCCAUCCGCUGGCGCUGUGACACCGACCCCGACUGCAUGGACUCCAGCGACGAGCAGAAAUGCGACAACAUCGCGGGCCGCCGCUGCCCCCUGGAUGAGUUCCAGUGUAACAACACCCUGUGCAAGCCGCUGAGCUGGCGCUGCGACGGAGAGGACGACUGCGGGGACAACUCUGACGAGAACCCCGAGGAGUGUGCUAAAUUCCAGUGCCCACCCAUGCGGCAGCUGCGUUGCCAUAACGACCGCGUGUGCCUGCCGAUGGAGAAGAGAUGCGACGGCGUCAACAACUGCGGCGACAACAGCGACGAGCUGAAAUGCGGCACCGUCCCGGCCACGCUCCGGUGCCAGAAGGACGAGUUCCGGUGCGAUAACGGCCGCUGCAUCAGCUCCACGCUGCGAUGCAACUACUUCAAUGACUGUGAGGACUACGGCUCCGACGAGGUCUCCUGCAACAAGUUCGACACGGCUCUGAACGACUGCCACAGCAACCGGAGCGUGUGUGGCGACGGGGACGAGGCCCACUGCGUGGUCAACGGCACCGACUCCUACUGCUCCUGCAAGCCCGGCUUCCAGUCCUCCGGGCGCAACAGAUGCCAAGAUAAGAACGAGUGUGCGCAGUUUGGAGUGUGUUCUCACAUCUGCAACAACACCAAGGGCUCGUACAAGUGCAGCUGCCAAAAGCACUUCUCCAGGAUCAACGAGACCUGCAAGGCCGAUGCUCCGAGACAGGUGCUCUACAUCGGCAACGACAACGAGAUCCGCAGUCUGGACCCGGGGAUGCCCAUCUGGCGCUACGAGCUUGCCUUCGAGGGCGACGCCAACGUCCGCAUCGACGCCAUGGACGUGUUCGUGAAAACCAACCGCAUCUACUGGACCAACUGGCACACGGGCCGCAUCUCCUCCUACGACCUGCCCUCGCUCUCCUCGCCCAACAACAACCGCCAGGGAGACGCCCGGGUCAGCAGUCUGGAGAUCCCGGACCUGCAGAUGCCGCGGGGCAUCGCCGUGGACUGGGUGGCGGGGAACCUGUACUGGACGGACUCGGGCCGGGACGUCAUCGAGGUGGCUCAGAUCAGCGGGGGGCGCCACCGCAAGACCCUCAUCUCGGGCAUGAUCGACGAGCCCUACGCCAUCGUGGUGGACCCGCCCCGGGGGAAGAUGUACUGGGCAGACUGGGGCAACCACCCCAAGAUCGAGACGGCUGGCAUGGACGGCACCAUGAGGGAGACUUUAGUGGAACACAUCAUCCAGUGGCCCACCGGUCUGGCGGUCGACUACUUCAACGAGCGCCUCUACUGGGCCGACGCCAAGCUGUCCAUCAUCGGCAGCGUGCGGCUGAACGGCAGCGACCCCGUGGUCGCCGUGUCGGGCAUCAAGAACCAUCUUUACCACCCGUUCAGCAUCGACGUCUUCGAGGACUACAUCUAUGGCGUCACCUCCUUCGACAACCACGUGUUCCGGGUCAACAAGUUUGGGCGUGGCGCGGUGGAGAACCUGACCAUGGGCAUCAACCACGCCACCGACCUGGUGCUGUUCCACCGCUACAAGCAGCCUGACUUGCCUAACCCCUGCGACAGGAAGAAGUGUGAGUGGCUGUGCCUGCUGAGCCCGAGCGGCCCGGUCUGCGUCUGCCCCAACGGACGCACGCUGGACAACGGCACCUGUGUGGAGCUGCCCCCGCCCACCCUGUCCCCACUGGCGCCCCCCAGUGGCCCGUGUGCGGUGCAGUGUCUGCACGGCGGCAGCUGCUUCCUGAACGCCCGCCGGCAGCCCAAGUGCCACUGCCAGCCCAACUACGGCGGCGAGCGCUGCGAGGUGGACCAGUGCCGGGACUACUGCCUCAACGGGGGCACCUGCGCCCCGUCGCCCUCAGGCUCCCCCACCUGCCGCUGCCUGAAGGGCCACACGGGGCCCCGCUGCGACCUGCACACCUGCCAGAACUACUGCCAGAACCGGGGCAACUGCACCGUCACCCCCGCGAACCAGCCCACCUGCCUGUGCCCCCCCGGCGUCCUCGGGGACCAGUGCCAGUACACUGCGUGCGAGGGCCGCUGUCUGAACGGGGGCCAGUGCCUCCAGGGGCCCGGCGGGGCCCAGCAGUGCCGCUGCCCCCCCCAGUACCUGGGCAGCACCUGCCAGGUGGACCGCUGCCAACUAACUGCCGGGACCGGGAAGUGCACCCCCACCAACACGCUGCACCCCACCGGGGAGGUCACCUGCCUGUAAGGGUCACAGAGAGAG